Molecule: messenger RNA, 3309 nt
Organism: Knipowitschia caucasica
Lineage: Eukaryota; Metazoa; Chordata; Actinopteri; Gobiiformes; Gobiidae
Source: the annotation of a GenBank genome assembly
AUGCUUACUGUGGACCACACCACAGGAUUUGUAUAUCAGAGAACUGAUGAGGAGGCAGUGGUGGACCGUGGGGGCACCCGGUCCAUGCUCACCACUAACUUUGAAAAGGAAGAACUCGAAGGCCAUCGCACUCUGUACAUCGGGGUUCAUGUUCCGCUGGGGAGAAGGUCACACAGGCGUCACCGACAUCACGGCCACAGACACAGGAAGAGGUCCAAGGAAAGAGACUCUACAGCUGAGGACGGCCGAGAGUCUCCUUCACACACAGACACACCUGCUCAGAGGGUGCAGUUUUUGCUGGGGACCGAGGAUGGCGACGAAGAACACAUCCCUCAUGCUUUGUUCACAGAGUUGGAUGAAAUCUGCCUCAAAGAGGGUGAGGAUGCAGAGUGGAAAGAGACAGCCAGGUGGCUGAAGUUUGAGGAGGAUGUUGAAGAUGGAGGGGAAAGGUGGAGCAAGCCCUAUGUAGCCACGCUCUCACUACACAGCUUAUUCGAACUCCGAAGUUGCAUCAUGAAUGGAAUUGUGAUGCUAGACAUGAGAGCCAAUUCACUGGAGGAGAUUGCAGACAUGGUUCUAGAUCAACACGAAUCGUCAGGUACAGUCGGGGAAGAUGCCAGAAGAAGGAUUCGUGAUGCCCUUCUGAAACAGCACCACCACCAAAACCAUAAGAAACUGGCAAACCGUAUCCCUAUAGUUCGCUCUUUUGCAGAUAUUGGCAAAAAGCAGUCAGAACCGCACUCCAUGGACAAGAAUGGCCAGACCGUCUCUCCUCAAAGUCAGCCCGCCAGCACCGAGGGCAGGCAGGACGUGAGCAGAGAAAACAGCGCUGUUGACUUCAGCAAGAUUGACCUCCAUUUCAUGAAGAAAAUUCCUCCCGGAGCUGAAGCGUCCAACGUCCUGGUCGGAGAGCUGGAGUUCCUGGACCGUCCGGUGGUGGCCUUUGUGCGCCUGGCUCCUGCUGUUCUGCUCAAUGGUCUCGCUGAGGUUCCAAUCACCACCAGGUUUCUCUUCAUCCUGCUCGGCCCUCUCGGGAAAGGGCCCCAGUAUCAUGAAAUUGGCAGGUCGAUUGCCACUCUUAUGACUGACGAGAUUUUCCAUGACGUCGCGUACAAAGCCAAAGACAGAAGUGACUUGAUCGCCGGCAUUGAUGAAUUCCUCGACCAAGUCACAGUGUUACCUCCUGGAGAAUGGGACCCCUCUAUAAGAAUAGAGCCCCCCAAAAAUGUGCCCUCUCAGGAAAAGCGAAAGAUCCCGCCCGUGCCCAAUGGUGUCACUGACCUGGGGGAGUCAGAGGAGCAUGGAGGUCAUGGAGGGCCGGAGUUGCAGCGCACUGGAAAGUUUUUUGGUGGCCUCUUUAUGGACAUCAAGAGAAAAGCCCCCUUCUACAUCUCUGACUACACAGAUGCCAUCAACCUGCAGUGUCUGGCCUCCUUCCUCUUCCUGUACUGCGCCUGCAUGUCACCUGUCAUCACCUUCGGGGGUCUGCUGGGGGAGGCCACAGAGGGGCGAGUGAGUGCUAUAGAGUCCCUGUUUGGAGCUUCCAUGACCGGAAUCGCAUACUCUUUGUUUGCCGGGCAGCCCCUCACAAUUCUGGGCAGUACGGGACCAGUCCUCGUGUUUGAAAAGAUCCUCUUCCGUUUUUGCAAGGAUUAUGGCCUGUCCUACCUGUCCCUCCGGACCUGUAUCGGCUUGUGGACAGCGUUCUUCUGCUUGUUGUUAGUGGCGACCGAUGCCAGCUCUCUGGUCUGUUACAUCACUCGCUUCACUGAAGAAGCCUUCGCUGCUCUGAUCUGCAUCAUCUUCAUCUACGAGGCGCUGGAGAAGCUCAUGCACCUGGGAGUGCACUACCCCAUCAACAAGAACAACAACCUCCAGACACUCACCAUGUACUCGUGUGCGUGUGAGGAGCCCAGCCACCCGAGCAACGAGACUUUACAACUGUGGGAAGCAAAGAACAUCACCCCCUCUGCCGUCAAUUGGACAUAUUUGGAGGUUGCGGAGUGUGAGAAGUUACAUGGAGAGUUUGUGGGAGCUGCUUGUGGCGCACAUGGUCCAUAUAUCCCUGAUGUCCUCUUCUGGUGUGUCAUCCUCUUCUUUUCAACUGUCUCCAUGUCUGCCUUCCUCAAAGAGUUCAAAUUCAGCCGAUAUUUUCCCACCAAGGUGCGGUCUAUUAUCAGUGACUUCGCCGUCUUCAUUACGAUCCUCACCAUGGUUUUAGUCGAUUAUGGUUUGGGUAUUCCUUCACCAAAACUUCAAGUCCCCAGCAAAUUCAAACCGACUCGGGAUGACCGUGGCUGGCUGAUUAACCCAGUGGGCCCAAACCCCUGGUGGACCACCAUCAUCACCUUUAUCCCUGCUCUGCUCUGCACCAUCCUCAUCUUCAUGGACCAGCAGAUCACUGCGGUCAUUAUCAACAGGAAGGAGCACAAACUCAAGAAAGGCUGUGGCUACCACUUGGACCUGUUUGUGGUGGGGGUGAUGCUGGGGGUGUGCUCUGUGAUGGGGCUGCCCUGGUUCGUGGCUGCCACAGUGCUGUCCAUCUCCCACGUCAACAGUCUGAAGCUGGAGUCGGAGUGCUCUGCUCCGGGGGAACAGCCCAAGUUUCUGGGAAUCAGGGAGCAGCGAUUCACCGGACUCAUGAUCUUCACUCUGAUGGGCUGCUCCGUGUUCAUGACCUCUGUCCUCAAGUUCAUCCCUAUGCCUGUCCUGUACGGUGUGUUUCUGUACAUGGGAGCUUCUUCACUCAGAGGCAUCCAGUUCUUUGACCGGAUCAAGUUGUUCGCGAUGCCCACCAAGCACCAGCCAGACUUCAUCUACCUUCGCCACGUCCCGUUACGCAAAGUUCACCUGUUUACUAUCAUCCAACUGAGCUGCUUGAUCAUGCUCUGGGUGAUCAAGACCUCCAGAGCCGCCAUCGUGUUCCCAAUGAUGGUCUUGGCUCUUGUUUUCAUUAGGAAGUUGCUGGACUUGUUUUUCACCAAAAGAGAGCUGAGUUGGUUGGACGACUUAAUACCAGAGUGGAAGAAGAAGAAACUAGAGGAUGCGGCUGAAGAAGAGGAGCACAGUAUUAUUGCUGAAGAGGGUAUUGUCCAGGUACCACUUGAAUGUCACUUCAAGAGCGAUCCAUCCACUGUGAACAUAACCGAUGAAAUGUCCAAAGGCUCUUUCGGAAACGUGUGGAAGAACGUGAACCCAGAGACUGCCAAAAAAGAGAAAGAGCCAGGGUCCAAAAGUUCCAGUGAAGGUGGGAGGCGCCACAAGCGGCGGAGACAUAACAAGAGCUUGGACAGAGAGACCAGUUUGUGA